AUGGAAGAGACAACGAAGAAGAAGAAGAUGACAGAGAUUGGAUCCGCCAUUGAAGAACUCUCUGUUCUUUCCAUAGCCAAGACCACAAUAGUUACCACCGAAACAGAAUCCACCAACAUCAUCAAUUUACCUUUGAAGCCUCUCCUUUCUUUCUGCAGAUUAAUCAUCCAAGUUCUUGAUAAGAUUGGCCCGACAAUGGCAGUUCUCCGACAAGACGUUGAUCAAAAUAUUCAAAGAUUGGAGAAGAUGUGGGAGUCUGAUCCUAUUCUCUACUCAAAUUUGGUUGAGAUACUGAGAAAAGAAGCAAAGGAAGGAUCCUCUAGGAAGCCUAAAAGCUGUAGCAGAGCUGCUCUUUGGCUAACGAGAGCGAUGGAUUUUACGUUGGCGCUAUUGCAACGGCUGGUCAAAGACAUGUCACAAAACAUGGAACAAGCCGUUGAAGAAAGUUAUAAUUUGACUAUAAAACCAUGGCAUGGAUGGAUCUCUUCAGCUGCUUUCAAGGUGGCUCUUAAGCUGGUCCCAAACAACAACACAUUCAUCAAUGUGCUUUCGGCGAAAGACGAGAGUCAUCAGAUGGUUGAAGAUGAUAUAAGUAGUUUAAUUUCUUUGCUCAUUCCACUUCUAAGCCAACUACAUUCCAUUCUGGAAUCAUACGAAGUGCACAAACUAAAGUCAACAUGA
Messenger RNA from Microthlaspi erraticum, 681 nucleotides. NCBI's taxonomy places the organism in Eukaryota, Viridiplantae, Streptophyta, Magnoliopsida, Brassicales, Brassicaceae. The record is from the annotation of a GenBank genome assembly.